AUGAGGGUUGAGAUGCAGAGAAAACAUGAUUUGCCUCCUCCGAUUUUUGCUAUCAACACUCAACCAGACGGAAGGCCUCAAGUUCAAAUUCCCCCUCUUAACGUGGAACAAGCUCAGAACCCGCCUUCAAGUUCUGCUCGCAAUCCAUCUAUCAUUGACCUUACCACCCAAAAUCCCCAUUACGCCUCAGCCUCUUACCAAACACCACCCCCUCCUCAAGAUACUAACCCCCAAGCACCACUCCCUUUCCCCAAUGCAAACCACCAAACUGGCCUACCCCCUCAAAGCCAAAAUGUUAACCGCCCGCACAUUUCCCUUCAUUACCAAAAUCAACAUACCAACCCCCAAACUUUCCCUCAAAAUUACCAAGCCACUCAAAAUGCCCAAAGUCCUUCCAUUGCUCCACCACUACCACAAAAAGCCACCUUCCAAAUACCCGUCCCCAACGAGCAUGACGCCCAUGGUUCGGAGCUCGACCAUUAUGAGGAGAGGGAGAAAGAGUGGAGGUCAAAGGAGGAGACUGUCAAGAUAGAUAUGAAAGAGGAAAUUAGAAAGGCCAUGAAGGAGUUGAACU
Messenger RNA from Solanum stenotomum, 574 nucleotides. RefSeq lists its product as uncharacterized. The annotation marks the transcript as partial. The record is from RefSeq and is a predicted model, not a curated record. The transcript has a single exon. Lineage: Eukaryota; Viridiplantae; Streptophyta; Magnoliopsida; Solanales; Solanaceae.